Molecule: messenger RNA, 8880 nt
Organism: Cinara cedri
Lineage: Eukaryota; Metazoa; Arthropoda; Insecta; Hemiptera; Aphididae
Source: the annotation of a GenBank genome assembly
AAUCGCUGCACCAUAUCGUGCACCGCGGCUGCUGCUCUUCCAGUGUGCUGGACGCAUCGCUACUCCGUUGAAUACUAUUGUGUAGAAAGAGCGGAAGAGGUAAAUAAAUCGUAUUUUGUUUUUAGUGUAUUAAUUAGUAGCUACAUUUCUAACUUGGUAUCGUUUCAGGUACCCCGUGCCGUGAUUAGCCCAACAUCAGAAGCAUUUCGUGUUUUGACUGUCAGUACACGCCGUACCGGUGGCUAUUGAUAACUACGAAUUCGUGCAGUUAUCCCGCCGCCUAUGAUCGUAGCGUUUACUUAGAUGAUCAGUGAACACGAUUUUGGUCAUAAUAGUGUUGUAAGUGACCCGCCAGACUGAUUUUAUAUUCUUAAGAAAUAACAAUUGCUUCUCCUGUUGAUUAGACGCUCAGGUCCAUUCCCAGGCUUGUUCUCCGUUAGAAGUACCUCGGUACGUAUUUAUAUACUUUUUUUGGCCGUUGUCUACGGCACCGGAUUUAUCCAUAGAUGGUUGAGAUGAAGCUCAUCGAUAACGUGGUACGCAGUUUCAAAGUGGCCAAGGUUUUUCGUGAGAACACUGACAAGAUCAACAGUUUUGAUUUCUCGCCGGCCGGAGAUUAUAUAAUAUCGUGCAGUGAAGAUGACCAGAUCGUCAUAUACGACACCCAGAAGGGUGAGCUGUCCAAGACCAUCAAUAGCAAAAAGUACGGUGUAGAUCUCAUACAUUUCGCGCACACUAAGUCAACGGCUAUACACAGUUCGACCAAAGUGGACGAUACAAUUAGGUAGGUAUCGUACUUUCAUAGACAAAUUUAUUGGUGGAUGGGUUAGGUGUUACAUAUUUUUCUUCUUGAGUUCUAAACUCAUUUCAAUUUUGACAGAAACUACAUAUUUGUUAGGUAAUUGAAUGUAUUGUCAGGUUAUAUAAGUACCUAUGUCAACAAAUUAAUAUUUCAAACGAUACAUAUCUUGGGCUGUGUAUGUCAUAUCUCAUUCAAGUUAAAAUUACUUCCUUUUAAGCCGGGUUUACAUGGAGUCAUAAACUGGUCGAGAAUACUACUUGUUCUGCCCAUGUCUCACGACUGCUUGAUUUUCACGAUCAAUAAUAUAUGACCUCCAGUUCACACGAAUUAGUGUCUGAAAGGCGUCGUGACCAGAAAUGAACCGCCGCUGACAUCUAGUUGUUCAUUGUACGUUUUUUAUUUAUUUGUGAAUACCAAAACCAUUGAUAUUCAUUUCAUCGCAUAUUUUUUUUUAAGGCUCCAUCUCUUGCAUCUCUGUCUUUAUACACUUCAGAAUUUAUUUUCCACAAACAUUCCGCAUCGCGAUACAAUUCAACAAAUCAAAUUUUUUGUUUUGUAUUCAUUUUGUACGCUGAAGUAGGAAAUGUUAUUAAUUAUUAUUAUAUAAAAAUAAAAUGUAAAAAUUUUAUUACUUCACUCGGACAAAUAUCGAAACAAAUAUGUGUAUAUAUGCUAGAAACUUCACAUUCGGUGGGUGUUUCAUGACUAAACCAGUCGUGUUUAUUCCAACAUGCCGGAGUAAUCAUGAUCGAUCUAUUUAUGGUCGCUGAUGACUCUCACUACCACUACUACCAGUUCACACCAGGUAGUGAUCACGACUAACUCUUCUAACAGUAGUAUUCUCGCCCAGUUUACGACUCUGUGUGAAUCCGGCUUAGUAUAUUUUUUUUAUAGAAAUUAUUUAAUUUUUAUUCGUGUUCACUUCAUAAAAAUAUAAUGAAUUCUAACUGAUUUAAUUCAUAGUAUGUGAUAGUAUAAUACAUUAUUUUCACUAUUUUUAAACCAUUUUAUUUACUGAGCAUGGCAUCUAGUGUAAGCGGAGGAAUGAAUGCCAAUUUUAGAUGACCCUUAUACCAAGAAUCCCUUAGAAAAAUAUAUUAUACUACCCACUGAAGAACUAACCCUUUUAAUAACCAAAGUUAGACAAGUUGACCAAUUUUUAAAACUAAUUUUCUGAUUUUCUUUUUAAGUUGUCUUAAAAAAAAUAACCCAAGUUUAUUUUAAAAUAUUAGUGAAUUUAAGUAGCAAAUUUUAGGAAAAAUAAUAACUUAAGUGAAGUUUAAUGUUAGAAGUUAUUUUUUUUAAAUAAUCCUUUACUACACUCAUAGACAUAUUUUGUUCUCUAAUAAGUAUGUCUGUAUAGGUUUAUCCACUCCUGUAGGUAUCUUGUUGGUCCCAUGCCCUUACCAUAUUUGUUGAAAAUAAUUGCCACCAUUUGUCACCACUUUUUAGAAAUACCUAACUUACAUUUUUAGCAUUCUAUUAUUUUAGAUUCUGAGUGUAGUGAAGAAUGUAUUGGUUUUUCUAAGAUUUUUUUUUUUUAUAUAUACAUCUAUAUAUAAAAAUUCAUUUGUAUAUCAUUUGUAUAUAUAUAUCCUGUGUAUAAAAAUUCAACCAUAAAUCUUGCUCAGAUACAUACACGCGACAGCAUUUCUGAAAGAGAAUGUUGUCCAGAUGGUACUUUUGGGAGGUCAUUUUUUGAUUUUCCAAGCGGUUUUCAUAAAAUAUGGGAAAAACCAGGAUAAAAACGUAAGAAAACCAGGAAAUGUACAAAAUUAAUGCUUUUAUUAUUUUAUUAAUUUUUUUGUUUGUUGUAAUUCAGUUAAAAAUAUUCAUAGAAACUUGAAAUUUGGGCAGAAAACUUAUAUGUGCCUUUUCUAGAUGUGGUAAAAUUUUCAAAACAUUUGAGCUAUUUAUAGAUAUUUUAAUAUAGCGAGUUUUAUACGUAAUUUUUAUUUGAUAGGUACUUUAUGGUUAAAUUGUUAGACUUAAGAGAAAUGCUUGAAAAUUUAACAGAAGGUUCAUUAAAUCUUUGUAGUGAAAAAAAAAAUUGAGUUUAAUGUAGUAUUUAUUUUUAUAAAGGAAUUUUGAUAUUACAUUUUGACAAAAAUUGUUUUAGUAAAAAUUAUGUAGAAUUUAAUUUUUCUAUUUUUUUUUUCUUGAACAUAUGUGUAUUUUUUGAUUCAAAAAGGAUGGUAAAGUCGGAAUUGAGCAAACUGAUUGAAGUUUCGAAAUUAUAGCUUUUUGAAGUUCAGAUAUUAUGUAGAUGUUACAUGUUUAUGUUAAAUAACUCGGCUGUUGUAGUCAAAUGGUCAUGAAUACAUAUCAUCAUACAAGGGGUCGCGGGUUCAAACCCAGGGUUUGAAAAGAAAUGGUUUUUUUUUUUACCUUUUACCUAAUUAGGAAAAAAAUGCAUUUCAAGUGUACCUAGAGAUCUAUUUAUCUUUCGUUUGGAUGAUUUUAAUUGAAAAAUACCCCUCGAUUUGUUGUGCAAACUUUCUACUAAAAAUCUUGUUCCCAUGUAUCAGGUGUAGCUUAUUUUCUGAAAGGAAAUUUUAUCCCUGUGGUUUAGUGAGGUUAUUUUUAUGAUUUUUCACUCAGUUUUCGUAACUGUUAAAAGCGGGAUAAAACGUCAGAAAAACAAAAAUGUAGACAUUAGUAGUAAAAAAAAUAUGCCCUUUUUUUUCUGUGAACAACUUUUCUACCAGCAAUUUUGCUCCAAUUUACAAUGAUAAUGCUUUUUCUGAAAGUAAAUAUUACCGGGAAGGUACUUUAGGGAGGUAAUUUUUUGAUUUUGCCAAUAGUUUUCUUAGAAAAUGUGAUAAUCGGGAGAAAAACGCAGGAAAAUUGAUACAAUAUCAAACAAAUAUUAAUAAAGAAAAUAUAUAAUGCCUUUUUAAUUAUAUUAUGAUAUAAAUAUUGUUGACAAAGCAUCACUAUCAACUGAACCGUGCUCAGAAUUGUUUUUUUCGUUAGCAAUGGUUUAUUAUUACUAACAGAUAUACAUUAAAUUACUUAUAACAACGGCUGCACCUGUCUUCAUUAUCCUAGGACGUCUUUUUUAAAUUAUUUACCUAAUGCUCAGCUUGUAAUAAAAUUGAUUAUAUUAAACACCAUUAAGACCCUCGUAUCACCAUUUGUUACUAUACUGAUAGCUGUGCAAUCAAUAUUUUCAAAUACACAUAGAUACCUAAUACCUAGAUACAUUAAUAACUAAUAAUUCAAAGUAUUUUAAUAGAUUAAAAUGCUAAUCAUGUAUUUAUUAUCUAUAAGUCCGUGGGACAUACUAAUUUGCUAAAUAGUUGGAUAAAAUUUUGAAGUUAUACUCGUUUGAUCGAGAUAAAAUUCACAUUAGACCUUCAGAAUACUAUAAGAUUAAUAAAAUAAUUAAAAAACACUGGUUUUUGUCAGUUUAGAAGCGAAUUAGCAAAAUUAUUGUUAAUAAUGUACAUAAUCUAUUAUAGCUGUUUAACUAUAAAUCAGUACAAUUUGCAUAAAUUGCAUAUAUUCUGGCUGGAAAACUUUAAACUUGGGGAGUAUGUCAUCAUUGACGUGAAAAACCUAUGUGCAAAAUUUUCAAUUUUGAGGUAAAAUAAGCUAUUAUGAUGCUAUGAUAUUAUCUCCUAUGUGUUAUUUUCAUGAAAGAAUUAAUGAUAAAUAAAAACAAAAUUUCCUAUAUAUUACUAAAUCAUUUGUGAAAUACCUUUUGUUAUUAAAAAUAUCCUAUGUGACAUUAAUCGUCAUUAGAGAACUUUCUAUGUCACAUUGAAAAUCCUAUGUAAUGAAAUAUUGACAAUUUAUACAAUAAUAAUAUCCAUAACUAUUAAGUAUUUUACUCCAAUUUUUUUUCAAAUAAAUAGUUUUAUAGUUUUACAAUUUUAAAAUGUAUUGUCGUUAAUCAUUGAUAAUUUUUGAUUUUUAAAGCGUUUUUUGUUUCUUUUAAUAAUCAGAUUUUAGGAGGUUGUUUCAUGUCAAUGACAAUGUGUAAAUUGGUAUUCCAAAUAUCUGUUUUGAGUUUCAUUUUAUUGGGCAAAUAUAGCUUCUGUUACCGUCUGUUUUACCAGAAAUCUACAAAUUUGUAUAUCUCUAAUUCUUUAUAUCUUCUCAUAUUAUUUCUUACUAAUGUUUUAUUAGUCUUGUACACAACUCUUUUCUUAAUUUAAUUACAUAUUUUAUAUAAUUUCAUUAUUAAUUAUUAUCUUUGUUUUAUUUAAAAUUACUUUACCUACACAAUUAAUACAUUUCAGAAAUUCAAAUGCCAUUAACUAUUAAAAAAAUAUUAAACAAUUUGACUGAUAUUUUACCAUACUUCCAUUUAUCUGCCUAUGUUCAAAAUUUCAGAUAUCUGUGUGUUAUAGAAUUUGUUGUAUAUUUAUAUAUUUUUUAUAUAUAUAUUCACUCAUACACCUUGAAACACUUCUUUUUAUUAGUAGAUUAACUAUCUAUAAUCAAUUGAAAAUUUGUAUUUAUCAAUAUUGUAAUAUACAAAUAUUUAUUUACCUGCUAACUAUUAAAUAUCUACUUAUUUAACAAUAACUUAUAAAAGAACAGUCAGGUUCUUUUAUAAAAAUAUUGUAAUCUAAUAAGUAAUGAUAGUAGUUAAACACACACACUUCACAUUUUUUAAAAUCUGCUAAUUAGAGAACUAUUUUCUAUUUUGUUUUAAUAUCAAAAAGGUACUUCUAUACGUUUUAAUUACAUUAAACAAUGUUGACAUUCCUGUCUGGUAAUUUACUGAAUACCAUAAGAUUCCUGUGUAUAAUGAGUAUACAAUAAUUAUUUAUUUGUAUUAAAAUUUACAAUACUAAUUUGAUUUUAAAUUGUCCGGUUUACAAGUUAUUUUAAAUCAGGCAAAUUGUUUAAAGUAAUUUAAAUUUCUUUUUGAAACUUCUGAGGAGUCUAAAGUAAUUUACUAUGAUUACAUAUUAAAAAAUUGUAUAUUUUGUAUAAUUAGAUGUUGUAAUUUAUGAUAUUCUCUUAAAUAGCAUCAACAUGUGUUCUUAAAAUAUUGUAACCUAUUAUCAAUAUAUUUAUUUUUACUUCUCUAGCUUUAAAGAGAUUAUAUAUAUCCAUUGCUGUUAUACACAUUCUGUUUAACUCCUCUGCUGUUCGGCUCUUGAAUUUAAAUUACUGAUUGUUUUGCAUUCAAUUCAUUUUUACAUUUUUUUAUUUUUAUUUGUUUGAGUCUAGAUACUCAAAACCGUAAACAUUUCCAAAUCUUAAUAAAGCUUAUAAUAGCAAAUUUGUGAUGAUCAUUUGAAAUAUGUUAGUUUUGUGAUUUAUCGAGCCUUCUGAGUUGUGGUAUAGUUGUGUAGUCUUUAUGCAGCUAAAUAAAAAUCUUUUGUAUUCUCUUAUAUAACGCACAGCUUUUAGCCUAAAUAAUGGUUUUAUUCAAGUUAAAUAAUAUUUUCACAAUUGUUUUUGUUUGGUAUUCACUAUUUUAUUAUUUUCAGAUAUUUAUCAUUGCAUGACAACAAGUAUAUUCGUUACUUCUCUGGACAUGCCAAAAAAGUUGUGUCAUUAUGUGUAUCGCCCAUUGAGGAUAUGUUUGUUUCUGGAUCUUUGGAUAAAAGUCUCAGACUAUGGGAUUUAAGGUCACCAAAUUGUCAUGGAUAUAUUAAUGUAAUGGGAAGACCAGUGGCAGCUUUUGAUCCAGAAGGCUUAGUGUUGGCAGCUGGUGUGAAUUCUGAAACACUUAAGCUGUUUGAUGUCAGGUAAAUAAAAUUAUUUGUAACUAUUCAUUUUCUUCAAAUUAUUUAUGCCCUAUUAUUAUGUUUAAAUUUAGGUCAUUUGAUAAAGGACCAUUUAUAACUGUGAAGCUUCCUCAAGAAAAAGAAUGUGAUUGGACAGAUUUGAAAUUUAGUCUGGAUGGACGUACCAUACUUAUACCCACCAAUGGAUCAUUAAUUAGGUUGAUAAAUGCUUUUAAUGGUUCACCUAUACAGACAUUUACAGGUCACUUGAAUAACAAGGGAAUUGCAAUUGAAGCAUCAUUCAGUCCAGACUCUCAGUAUAUACUUAGUGGGUCAACUGAUGGCCGUGUUCAUGUCUGGAACGCAGUCACUGGUUAUAAGGUAUGUGUUCUCAAUGGUGAUCAUCCAGGCCCAGUUCACUGUGUGAAGUUCAAUCCUAAAUUUAUGAUGAUGGCAUCAGCAUGUACAAAUAUGGCAUUUUGGUUACCUUCAAUUGAUGAUUCGACAUGUAUGGUAUAAACAAAAAUUAAAUUUUAAAAGUUUGCGUUAGACUUCAUUUAAGUAUGUACAAUGUACUUCAUGUUUCUUUCAAUUUUUAUUCAAACAUUUUUAAUUUUAAUUAUUGAUUUUCCUAUAUUUUACUUUUAAUUUAUUCAAAAUUAUUUAAGAAAAUAAAUGUUUAUACUUGUUAAUAAUUUAAUUAUUAAGAGUGAACUUACCAAUGUUAAUUUCAUUUAUAAUUGUUCUGUUAUUGUAUUAUUUCUUUGAAAGAGAUUUUGAUUAAGGUAUACUCAAUUUAAUAUUAUAAUUUUUAUACUUCAUAUUAGGUAUUAUGACGUGUUUAGAAUCAAUUGAUAUAAAUUAGAUGUUAUGAUGUUAAUACUAUUAUUAAUUACAUAAGAUUUUACUUAUAAAUGUUUGUUUAUAUGUUUCUAAGUUUAUUACUGAAUCGCUAUUUUCUCAUUGCUAUUACUUUUGGCAAUUAAUAUAUCAGCGAUAUCAAAAUGUAUAUUCGUCUUCAAAACCAUUUAGUUGAUAAUUCUGAAAAAAAUAGUUCUUAUAAUAUUUUCCAUUUAUACAGUUUAAACAGUUACAUUAAAUUUUAAAUAAAAUCAUGCUCAUUGACAUGUUUUCAUCGGUCAGUACCCCAACCAAUGGUGCUUAAAAAUAUACAUAUACAAUUUGAGACAUUUACAAUGAUCAAUUAAUUUAAUCCUUUCAAACAAACAAAUGAAUAUAGUAUAGUUACGUUUUGAAAUAAAAUUCAAAUGUUUAAUAUACUUAUAAAGUACGAUUAAUUUGAACAUCAAUUGUUAAUCUAUUUUCAUUAAGACAUUGUAAGACAGUUAAGUUUUGAAUGAUACUAUUAUUUUAGUCUUUUACCUUGUUUAAGUGAAUAAGUUAUAACAAUUGAUUUUGUAUAAAAUACUAUAAAUUAUGUUAUAUCAGUGUUCUAAUUAUCAAUUUCCACUAAUAUAAACAUUUAAUGUGGUUUUUUUUUAUUGAUAUUUAUUUUUGUCAAUUAUUUGUUUAUUAUUUAUGUUUUUAAAGAUUUGACUAUUUAUUGCAAAAAGUUAAAUCUUUCAACUGUUUGUUGAAAUAAACUUUGCAAAUGAUUAUUAUCAUUUUUUAAAUUUAUAUGUUUUGUUAAGUAUUAAUUUAUGAAUUUUGAAUAGUUUAUCAGUAGUACUGUCCUAUGAUUUAAUGUUUAAAUUUGUAUGUAUAAUUGAAUAUUUUAAUUUUGUAAGUAAUAAUUAUUUAUUGGUUUGUACAUCAUUAUAUAUUAAAAUGGUAUUAGUGUUUAAAAUGUAUUAAUUAACAUUUUUAAAUGUUUUAAGUAACAAAUCAACACUUCUUGGUAUCAUUUUGACAUGUCCUAUUGUUAAUAACUUAUUGGAAUGAAUGGACCUAAAUCAAUAAUUAUUUAUAUUGUUUUUAUCAUACUAUAAACAAACAUGAUUCUAAAUAUUAAAUAAAAUGUAUUUAUUUUAUCUUCUUUAGUUAAUAAAAACUAUAAAAAAAACUUUGUGUAUACUGAAUACAAGGUUGUUAGAUACUCUGUUAAAAACUUGAUGUUUGAAUUCACACUACAACUUUAUUAACAUAUUAAUGAUUGUAUUUUUCAGAACGAAUAAUGUUAUCAUGUGUUUGUAUUUGUGUGUAUUGUAGAAUUUAGAUGAAUAAAUGAACAAAACUGUAUAGUAUUAUAUUGUAGUUAUAAUAAUUUAUGCACUUUGUUCAUGUUAUAUGAAUUUAGUAUUUGUUUGAUAAAUUAUAAAAAAAAGCACGUAUCAUUUUUAAUGUAAUUAAAAUAUAAAAAUAAUGUUGAAAAAUGAAAAUUGAAAUUGAUGUAUGAAACAAUCACAAUAAAAUAAAAUAAUUGUU